Capsella rubella is the source of this 2447-nucleotide messenger RNA. RefSeq names its product cellulose synthase-like protein B3. Gene Ontology annotation, biological process: cellulose biosynthetic process; plant-type primary cell wall biogenesis. The record is from RefSeq and is a predicted model, not a curated record. NCBI's taxonomy places the organism in Eukaryota, Viridiplantae, Streptophyta, Magnoliopsida, Brassicales, Brassicaceae. Gene Ontology annotation, molecular function: mannan synthase activity; cellulose synthase (UDP-forming) activity. The transcript has 9 exons. Gene Ontology annotation, cellular component: trans-Golgi network; plasma membrane. Bases 39 to 2318 code for a protein of 759 amino acids.
UAUCAAAAACCCCGCAAGAGUUUUCACUGUCUCCACCAAUGGCGGAAUCAAGUUCUUCUCUCCCUCCUCUUUGCGAAAGGAUCUCAUACACAAACUAUUUCCUAAGAGCUGUAGAUCUCACGAUUCUAGGCCUUCUCUUCUCUCUUCUCUUGCAUCGAAUCCUUCUUAUGAGACAAAACGACACCGCAUGGGUGGUAGCCUUCUUUUGUGAAUCUUGUUUCUCAUUCAUAUGGCUUGUUAUCACCUGCAUAAAAUGGAGUCCUGCUGAUUAUAAAUCGUAUCCUGAUAGACUUGAUGAAAGGGUUCAUGACCUUCCAUCGGUAGAUAUGUUCGUGACCACGGCGGAUCCUGUAAGGGAGCCGCCGCUUAUGGUUGUGAACACGGUGCUUUCACUGCUAGCCGUGAAUUAUCCGGCAAACAAACUAGCUUGCUAUUUGUCGGACGAUGGAGGCUCAUCUCUCACUUACUUCUCUCUCAAGGAAGCUUCAAAGUUCGCUAAGAUUUGGGUACCUUUCUGCAAGAAGUACAACGUUAGAGUUAGAGCUCCUUUCAGAUAUUUCUUGAACUGUCCGGCCGCAACAGUUGGUUCUGAAUUUAGUAAAGACUGGGAAAUGAUGAAGAGUGAGUACGAGAAGUUAUGCCGGAAGGUGGAAGAUGCCACCGGAGAUUGCUAUUGGUUCCAUGCUGAUGAUGACUUUAAAGCUUUCUCAAACACAAAACCAAAUGAUCAUCCAACUAUAGUUAAGGUGAUUUGGGAGAACAAGGGAGGUGUGGGAGACGAGAAAGAGGUCCCUCAUUUUGUAUAUAUUUCAAGAGAGAAAAGGCCAAAUUACUUUCAUAAUUACAAAGCUGGAGCCAUGAACGUUCUGGUACGAUUGUCAGGGAUGAUGACAAAUGCACCAUACAUGUUGAACGUAGACUGCGACAUGUAUGCCAAUGAAGCAGAUGUGGUGGGACAAGCAAUGUGUAUAUUUCUGCAAAAAUCAACAAUGAAUUCAAACGACUGUGCUUUUGUUCAAUACCCUCAAGAUUUCUAUGAUUCUAACGCUGACGAACUCAUUGUCUUACAAGCAUAUGUAUCACGAGGAAUCGCGGGAAUCCAAGGUCCAUCAUAUGCGGGGUCAGGAUGCUUCCACACUAGAAGAGUUAUGUAUGGUAUUUAUCUAGACGACUUAGAUGACGAUGGAAGUCUUUCUUCAGUUGCUACAAGGGACUAUUUGGCUGAAGACAAUCUAGCGAGAGAAUUUGGGAAUUCUAAAGAGAUGGUGACAUCAGUGGUCAAUGCCUUACAAAGAAAAUCAAAUCGCCAACUCUCCUCCCUCACAGACUCUCUAGAAGCGGCUCGAGAAGUUGGGCAUUGUCACUACGAGAACCAAACCAGCUGGGGCAAAACCGUUGGUUGGUUAUAUGGUUCAACAACGGAGGAUGUGCACACGAGCGUGGGAAUCCAUUCGAGAGGGUGGACUAGCUCAUAUAUAUCUCCGGAUCCUCCUGCGUUUCUUGGGGCUAUGCCACCGGGAGGACAAGAGGCGAUGGCCCAGCAACGGCGAUGGGCGGCAGGAAUGCUCGAAAUCCUUUUCAAUAAACGGACUACUCCAUUUGUCGGAAUGUUUUUCCGAAAACUAAGAUUCCGACAAUGCUUGGCUUAUCUUUACGUUCUCGUUUGGGGUCUAAGGUCAAUCCCUGAGCUCUUCUAUUGUCUAUUGCCUGCUUAUUGUCUACUCCACAACUCUGCCUUAUUUCCCAAGGGAGUUUAUUUAGGUGUUAUCAUCGCCGUUGUGGGGAUAUAUUGCCUUUACACUCUAUGGGAAUUUAUGAUCCUUGGUUUCACCGUUCAAUCGUGGUUUAUCUCCCAAUCAUUUGGAAGGAUAAAAAUCACCUGCGGUUGGUUAUUUAGUAUCCCUGAUAUCAUACUCAAGUUUUUUGGAAUUUCUAAAACCGUCUUCAUUGUCACUAAAAAGACUAUGCCCGAGACAAGGUCAGAAUCUAGAUCCGGAUCAAAAGCUGAUUGUCCAGACCAAGAUUCCGGGAAAUUUGAAUUUGGUGACUCCCUCUAUUUUUUGCCUGGCACAUUUAUCAUGUUAGUGAAUCUAGCCGCUCUAGCCGGUUGGUCGGCGGGUCUUCAACGGUUAGGUCAUAGUCACAAAGAAGGUGGAUCGGGUUUGGCAGAGGCUUGUGGAUGUGUUUUGGUGGUUACGUUGUUCUUUCCAUUUCUGAAAGGCAUGUUUGAGAAGGGAAAAUAUGGUAUCCCAUUCUCUACUCUUUCUAAAGCUGCCUUUUUAGCAGUUUUAUUUGUUGUUUUCUCUUUGGGAAACUAGUCUAGUGAUAUAUGUGUUUUUUUAUUCACAUAACGCUAAGUUUAUCAUGAAAUUGUCUCAAUUGAUAAUAAAUAUGUAUCUAAAGGACAAACUGGUCCAGUUCAUUUGAAUAUGACAAAUUUCUCUAUC